CUCUGGCUGGACGCACCGAUAGCUAGUCCUGCUGCAACGUCAGCUAUCCUUUAGUUUCUGCAAUGGCCAGGAUCGUUCCUUAGUGAUUUCACCACAUGAAUUACAGCAGGGAUCCACCUAAAGCUUUUGGAGUUUUCUUGUGAACCAUCAAGAGGAAGUAGAGACAUAUUUCAAGCCAGGACAGGGUAUUGAACAGGGACCUAAAGGGAAUCAGGUGGGACCCACCAGUGGCUCUCGACCCACCAGUUUGGGAAUCAUUCGUUGACUGGAUGUGAGGCAGGACCUUGGGCCUGCAGUCCUAUCUCUUCUCUCGUCUCUUUCCUUUAGCCCGUGGAGUAACUCGGCCUCAGGAUGGAGUGCAUAAAGCACAUUAUUAAGAGCAUGGUCUCUGUGAAGGUGUGGGCGUACAUCAAGGACUACUGUAAACGCAACGGGCUGCUGACGCUCUCGGUCAUCGCCGUGGUUUCUGGCUGUGUGCUCGGCUUCUCCCUCCGCAGUUUAAACCUCUCCACGCAGGCUAAGAUCUACUUCUCAUUCCCUGGAGAACUGCUGAUGAGGAUGUUGAAGAUGCUGAUCCUGCCUCUCAUCACAUCCAGUCUGAUGUCGGGGCUGUCAGCCAUGGACACUAAGGCCAGUGGACGGCUGGGGGUCCUUACCAUCACCUACUACCUGUGGACCACCUUCAUCGCCGUCAUCGUUGGCAUCAUCCUGGUGCUGGUCAUCCACCCUGGUACGGGCACAGAGAAGGACGGGCACAGAGGAGGGUCAGGGCCCGUCAUGACUUCUGCUGACGCUCUGCUGGACCUCAUCAGGAACAUGAUUCCCUCCAAUCUGAUAGAGGCAACUUUUCAACAGUACCGUACAGACCUGGUGCCCAUUGUGGCCUCCAGUGUGGUAGAGUCCCAGGCCAACUACGUCUACGUGAUGCCCGACCACAACAACCCUCAGCUGGGCCACCCUGUCUUCCUGGAGAUCACCCCAGCUCCAGACAUCAAGUACAAGAUUGUCCCUGGCCACAGCUCUGGCAUGAACGUACUAGGGAUUGUCAUAUUCUCUGCUACUAUGGGCCUGCUCCUGGGGAAGAUGGGAGAGAGAGGUGCUCCACUGGUCAAUGUGUGUCAGUGUGUCAACGAGUGUGUUAUGAAGAUCAUCACUGCUGCCAUGUGGUAUUUCCCGUUCGGCAUUGUGUUCCUGGUAGCGGGGAAGAUCCUGGACAUGCAUGACCCCGCCCACCUGGGAGAGAAGCUGGGGAUGUACUUCAUCACAGUGUUAGCCGGCCUGUUUGUCCACGGACUCAUCCUGCUGCCGCUCUUCUACUUUAUAAUCACACGCAAAAACCCAUUCACCUACAUCAGAGGCCUGCUACAGGCUCUGGUCAUCGCCCUGGCAACCUCCUCCAGUUCCGCCACCCUGCCCAUCACCAUGAAGUGUCUGUUGGAGAACUGUGGAGUGGACAGACAGAUUGCCAGGUUUGUCCUUCCAGUGGGAGCCACCAUCAACAUGGACGGGACAGCCCUCUACGAGGCCGUGGCAGCCAUUUUUAUCGCGCAGGUCAACGAGUACGAACUAGACUUUGGUCAGCUGGUCACCAUCAGUAUCACAGCGACAGCAGCCAGUAUCGGGGCUGCUGGGAUUCCGCAGGCAGGUCUGGUUACCAUGGUGAUCGUCUUGACCUCCGUGGGGCUGCCGCCCGCUGACAUCACACUGAUCGUGGCCAUUGACUGGGUCCUGGAUCGUUUCCGGACCAUGAUCAAUGUGUUGGGAGACGCCCUGGCUGCAGGCAUCAUGUGUCACCUCUGUAAGAAGGAUUUUGAGAGGAGGGAGUCAACCUCUAACUCCGGCCGGAGGGACACACUGAUCUCCUUCGGUGGCCAGAGUGUCCAGAGUUGUGCCCUGUCCGAGGCUCCUCUCAUGGACUAUGCCCAUCGCUGUGACUAUGUCUACGAGGUGGAAGGUGACUGUGUCACAGAGAGAUCUGGCCCCACCUACAACCUGUGUCAGGUUUAGGAGAAACCUGUUCCCUGUUACAACCUGUGACCUGUGUUACAAAGAAACCGGUCCCCGGCUGCAACCUAUAUCUCAGAGAAACCGGUCCUCUUCUACAUGCAGUGUCACAGACAAAUCCGUCCCCUGCUACAACCUGCGUCACAGACAAACCUGGUGUUUGGUCUGAGACACUUUCACUAGACAGACAGCAGGGAGCACUGCCCGCCUUCAACACAGAGACCAUUCUAUUUAUAGUAAUAUACAUACAGUUGACUCCUGAUAUCAAAGGCUAUGGACUGGGGAAUUACAAUGGGACUGUGAAACAACCCUGCACUGAAACAGAGUUUGCACUUUUCUAAUGUGCAUUUAUCAGGGGUUGACAGUGAUGUCUUCAUAAUGUUGUCUAGUGGAUCAGUUGGUUGGAGCAGGAUGUUCCCACACCACAAAUGGUUUUGGGCUUGAUUCCCACAUGUGCAGUAAGUCUUUGGCUUUGGUUAGUGUCUGGUAAAUGUUCAACUUUUUACUGUCUGAUGAUCACACCUGUGCCAUGAUGAGGAAGCAGGUUUUCCUAAUCAUUUUGUGACUGGAUUUCUAGGCUACUGUAACCUCCCAGGGACUUAUAGGUCCACCAAGGUGCAUGUUAUGUCAGAGUCAGUUUUCCUUCUUUAGUUAAAUGCAGAUUCCACUCAGGACGCCAUUUUGGUGUCGCAGUGUACUGCAGCACAGCGCACUUUUUAGGCAACCAGAUGGCAUUAUGGACACCAUUUUGGUUUUAUGUACUAGUGACUGUAAAGAUAGAUGACGAGCACUUUGAGGUUUUUUAAACCUUGUUUGGUGUCAGAAUGGUUGUGGAUACCUUCAUGAAGUUACGAUAUUCUAGGGCAAGGGUAUUCAACUCUUACCCUAUGGUCCGGAGCCAGCUGGUUUUCUGUUCUACCUGAUAAUUAAUUGCACACGCCUG
Coregonus clupeaformis (lake whitefish) is the source of this 2947-nucleotide messenger RNA. It is a transcript of the gene slc1a8b, whose product is annotated as solute carrier family 1 member 8b. NCBI's taxonomy places the organism in Eukaryota, Metazoa, Chordata, Actinopteri, Salmoniformes, Salmonidae. Gene Ontology annotation, molecular function: neutral L-amino acid transmembrane transporter activity; L-glutamate transmembrane transporter activity; glutamate:sodium symporter activity. The coding region runs from base 352 to 2007 and encodes 551 amino acids. Gene Ontology annotation, cellular component: plasma membrane. Gene Ontology annotation, biological process: L-glutamate transmembrane transport. The record is from RefSeq and is a predicted model, not a curated record. The transcript has 9 exons.